Messenger RNA from Batrachochytrium dendrobatidis JAM81, 3420 nucleotides. RefSeq lists its product as uncharacterized. Gene Ontology annotation, cellular component: Slx1-Slx4 complex. The transcript has 2 exons. NCBI's taxonomy places the organism in Eukaryota, Fungi, Chytridiomycota, Chytridiomycetes, Rhizophydiales. The record is from RefSeq and is a predicted model, not a curated record. Gene Ontology annotation, biological process: resolution of meiotic recombination intermediates. Bases 1 to 3420 code for a protein of 1139 amino acids.
AUGAGCGAUUCAGAUGACUUUGAAACACUUCCCAUGCGCUCAUCCAACUCUACUGCAGCCAGUAAAAGAUUACGAAGUUCAGGACGACAGCAAACCCAAGAAUUAAAACCUUCAAGAACAGGUCGGACAAGAUCCACUCUAUCGCAACCCACAAGGAAACUAGUUUCUGUUACAUUGAAAGAGUCAAGCCAGUCAUGUAUUAUAUCAGAAACACAACCCAUCGAGUUGGAUAAAACCAAUUCGUCAUCUCAAGCGAAUGCAUUACACACUCAUAUCGAGCCUUUACUUUCAUUGCCUCGACCUGUUGUUUCGGAUACUCUCAACGAACCAUUGUCAGUAUUAAAGCAUGUCACUGAACCAAUGAAUACAGAACUAUCGUGCCCAAUUUGUGCAGUUCCUGCUCAUCGUAUUGAUGGAAUGUCUUUGGAAAUGCAUGUGAAUCAAUGUCUUGAUUCGACAGUCACUUCAAGGCCAAAUGAUUCGCAAUCACUGCACAACAGUCAACCCACUGUACAAAUCCUUUCAACACAACCAUCACAGGCUUUAAAAAGUCAUCAAAAAGUCAAUCAGGAUGAUCAGGCAGUUGCUUCAACAUCUAAUUCAAAUAAACUAUUUUACUGUCCAGUAUGUACCGUGAAUUUAUCAGGCUUGUCAUCAGACCAGCGUGAACGUCAUACCAAUACAUGUUUGGAUAAAUCAGCUGCUUUAUCAGAAAUACAGGCAAAUGAAGUCGAACAGGAACCACAAAAUCAAUCGAUUCUUUCAACGCUUGAUUCUGAAUCGGCUAAACUCUUGGAUUUAUCAUCUUGUUUGUUCUGCACACAAGACUGGUGCUCUAAAACAUCAUUUCCAAUUCGUGCUCGAAUAUCCCAUAUCAAAACAUGUGCAAAACUCCAAGGCAUUUCUCCAAAAACUAUUUUGAAAUCGAUUAAACAUGGAAAACGGGUUUUCCCCGAAUCGUUGGAUCGGUUUUUGCUAUCCGAUUCUACACACGGUUUGUCUGAAUCUCGAGAUAAAAAUAGUGUAGGAUUAUCACAACCGGAUACGUUGACUCCUGUAGCAAAUAGUCUAUCUAAACGCUCUAGGUCGCAAUCAGCUACAAAAGUUUUUUCGUUUUAUACUGGAUCAGAGUUUGACUAUGCGGACUAUACAGACAUUCAAAACAUGUACGAGCAAGAUGAUUUUGAGCCAAAGCGGGUUCAUAUCAAUGUGGAUAGCUUAGUAAAAGGUAAGAAAAAAAUGCAAAAGGCUUUGGAUAAGCAAGAUAUCGAACUCCAGACUGCAUUGGCAAUGUCCGCAUCUGCAAAGGACACCCACGAUCAGGAACAGCGUCUUAUGUUACAAUAUGGUGGAUGCACAGUUUUAAAAUCAAACGCAACCCAUAGUGCAAAACACCGAUCAAAACGUGUGCUGGUCAUGUCAAAACUUUUAACUGCUGAAGAGGCUCAAGCAAAAAUGGAGUUGCGUAGAGUUGCUAUUCUGCGUUCUUCAACCCGUCGCGAUCAUUCGACUACUAGCAUAAAUGACCCAUUUCCAACAUCAUCCACUCAUAUUCCGUCGGAUUCUAAUACAACUCCAGACUUGUUGUUGAGAAUAGUUUCAGAUUGUUUAGAAAAAGAGUCUGAUGUAGUGGGUAGUGAAUCGGACUCGGACACGACAGUUACUCAAGCAAAUCAUCCGGCAUAUAAACCAACGCCUUUACUGUGGCAUGUUGCACACACUAGCCAAUCUGUUGCGGAUACUCCAUGUCUAGCACCGUAUAAAUCUAUAACUGAUUAUAAUGAUGAUUUGUGCUUGGACAAUGUAUCUAAUUUUGUAGCAUCAAGUGAUAAUAACGCAAACACCAAAAAACGUUUGGUUUCUGAUACCACUGACGCCCACGUGGAUGAAACCGAGUUACUACCGUCAAAACGUCAAUCACUUUGUUCGAAUCCAUCCAACACUACCUUGAAAGUAAUGCAUCACCAAUCCGCAGAAAAGCAAGUAUUGAAAUCUGCUGAAUCGGAAAUUACUACAGUCGAUCAUCACAGGAUUGUGCAGUUAAAACACCAAUGCCAGGAAGAGAUUGCAGCUAAAAGAUUACAAGCCGACAAAGAAAUAGAAGCUAUUGAAAAAGAAUUUGAAUCUUGGUCUAACCAGCGCACCAUAGAGCUGCAAAAUCAGAUAACAGAUCUUGAACAGGCACACGACACACCUUCAUAUUUUCCUUCAGACAAAACUGAUCAAAGAAGCAAUACUUUUGAAACAUUAACUCCUACUCUGUUUGAUAGAGAUAUGGUUGUCGAUGAUAUACCAAAACUACAGCCGAAUCGCUCUGCUAGUUUAUCUCAGAACAUUGAUCUAACUCAGUCUUUUGUUUCUAUUGCAGCCGAUCCUGUUGAGGCUACUGCUCCUAUUGUUUUGACUGAUGAUGAUGUGAUUUUUUCAGAUGCACGUCUGCCGUUGGAAAACAAUAUGGAUAUAGCAUCACCCAGAUUAUCCAAUUGUGCAUAUUCACAGUGCAAUGAGGAUUUAAAUCCAGGAUCUCCAUUAGUAUGUGCUUUAUCUGAACCUUAUACCAUUUCAUCUCCAGAUUCUCCUACGCUGCUAUCCAUCUCUCCAUUUACAUCCAUUCAUACCUCUCGUUUGGCAUCAGCAGAUACUACUUUUCGUGAAAAUGAUUUUUCUGAAAACCUAGCUUCUAUUGCUGUUUUACCCGAACCGGCGCAUAUCUCUACACAACUCACCGAGUUAAAUACUACACAGACGUCUUCAAGACCUUACGUCAUUAGCAGCCCAAGCAGCCAUGAUCCAUCUCAGAAUCUAUCAUUGGGACUUUUAACCCAAACAGAAAUCAGAGCUCCCGUUGAAAUCGUUUCUGUAGAUAGCGAUCACGACACUAGUUUAAACCACGAUUCUGAAGAAGAUGCUUACGUUGUGGUGCAGCCUGUUCGACAAAACAUAGAGACGUGUCAACGGCCACGUAGUAUCUCCAAAACAUGUGGUUCGGGAAGUCAGUCCAACCCUGGCUUGUCAAGUGCAAGAUCUAAUACACUGUUUGCAUCGGUCAGAUCUGAAUUCAGUACAGAGAACAGACUUUCACCAGCCGUUGCAUCAACUUCUGGAUUGAUCUCAGCUUCACGGGUUAGUUCUACUACAGCACCAGUUGUACAUACUGAUUCUGCACAUUCAACUCGAACAGCUCAAACAAGACGACACGCUCAUACUGUUCCACCCAUUGUGCAACAUACUGCCACAAAUCAAUCCGAAAACACAAUGUCCUCAUUAUCUGAAUCAGAAAUGGACGACCUUAAUAUACAUUUUACAUCACCUCAUUUAAAACGAACAGCAAUAGAUAAAUGUCACAAAUUGAUUUCCGAAUACAUCAGAAACGAUGCAACCUUGCACCAGCGUGUACUCCUUUUUGAGGUAUACAUUUAA